Molecule: messenger RNA, 1877 nt
Organism: Hyalella azteca
Lineage: Eukaryota; Metazoa; Arthropoda; Malacostraca; Amphipoda; Hyalellidae
Product: retinoid-inducible serine carboxypeptidase
Exons: 9
Coding region: 54-1778 (574 amino acids)
Biological process (GO): proteolysis
Molecular function (GO): serine-type carboxypeptidase activity
Source: RefSeq, a predicted model, not a curated record
GCAAAUCAGAAAACACUCUUGUCGUCUCAUCAUUGGGUAUCGAAGAUUCAGCGAUGAAGGUUCUCAUAAGUUUUCUUUCCAUAUUGGCUUUGGGGGCCGCCGCACCCCUGGACGAGGACUUCGGCUACGUUGACGUGCGUCCCGGAGCUCACAUGUUCUGGGUGACGUACCACGUCGACCAGGCAGGGGUGUGGACCGACUACCCCCUCAUCCUGUGGCUUCAGGGGGGACCGGGAGCCUCUGGAGUUGGCUACGGAAACUUUCAGGAACUUGGGCCAUACUACAUAAACGGCACUCGUAGAGAGACAGCUUGGACCAAGAAGGCAAACUUGAUGUUUGUGGACAACCCCGUCGGCUCCGGGUACAGCUACGUGGACUCGCUGCCUCUCCUCACGAGCACAAAUCAGCAAAUCGCAGACGACAUGGUGGCUCUUCUCAAGUCUGUCUUCACAGAUUACCCCGAUAUGUCACUAAUGCCUUUUUACAUCUACUGCGAGUCGUACGGUGGUAAAAUGGCGGUCGACAUUGCACUGGCACUCAAUCAGGCGAUAGGGAACGGUGAAAUCGUGAGCGACUUCCGAGGAGUGUCUCUCGGCGAUUCGUGGAUCAGCCCAAUGGAUUCCGUCAACACCUGGGGACCUUUCCUCUACGCGAUGGGCUUCGUAAACGAACAAGGCCGCGACACCAUCAACGCACAAGCCGCGUCCUGCCAAGCCCUCGUCGACGCCGGCCAAUGGCUGGACGCUACCAACUGCUGGAGCAACACAGAAACCGUCGUGCUUUUCCAGACUGGCGGCGUAAACUUCUACAACGUCCUCGCAGAAGAAGAUGUCUACUUCCUGAUGGCUCAACCGCACAGCAGGGACUUGUCGUUCAUGUCUCCUGCCGUUCGAAGUCUCUACGAACGGCACGUUGAAGGAAUACAGACAAGGGAUGCGCUAGGGGACUUCAUGAACGGCGCUCAAGCGGCCCACUGGAACAUCCCCGCUGAGGUGACCUGGGGCGGCCAGUCAGGAGCCGUCUUCAACUCGCUCUCGGAAGACUUCAUGAAACCCGUCGUAAAUUCAGUCGUGCAGCUGCUGGAAACCACCAAUCUCUUCGUGGCCGUCUUCACCGGAGAUCUCGAUCUGAUCUGUGACACUCCAGGAACAUACAGGUGGAUCGAGAACAUGCAGUGGAGUGGCAAGGCUGAGUUUGACGCCACCCGACGCAGGACUUUCAACGUCCCCUCGUACUCGAGCUCCGCGGGAUACGUUCAACACUCCGGAAACUUUGCGGUCUUCUCUAUUCUCAGAUCCGGACACAUGGUACCAAUCGACGCUCCAGAAGCGGCGCUGGUCAUGAUCGAUGACAUCCUUUCGUUUAGUGGCGCUGCAAAGGACGCUUCUAAGACCAAAAUCACCAAGCCAAAGAUGGGGGACAGAACACAAACAGAUCUAGAUGAGACUAAGGUUCCGAAAAAGCUCGAAGCUGCCGAGCAGAAGCCCAUGGAUACUCAUGUUGAAACCCCCAAAGAGAAGAUUUCGAACACGGUUAAAGAGGCUCCCAAGGUUCAAGCCGAAAUUCUUAAGAUUCAGGGUGAAAAAAUUAAAAGUCCUGAAGUAGCCAAAGCUCAGGCCGAUAUUGCCCGCAUGAGGUCCAUGCAUCCUGGACUUCUUAAAGCAAAAUCUGGCCGCAAAAUCGACCGGACUCCGGUUUUGGAUCGCAAGUUCCCGCAAAAGCCAAAACACUUCGAUGACGUGCAGCAAGUGAAGCCCGUCAUUUUCAAGAAACCGUAACUUCAAUAAAAGUUUAAGACACGACCACUUAUAAGAGGCAUCUUAAAUGAUAAUCAGUGGUAAAACUGCAUCGUUGACUGAACUUUAUUUCGAAUUUUU